AUGUACUCAAAUGUACAAAUGACCCAUAGGCUCGUGGCUAGACUGGCGUAUACUACCACAAACAAGUCGAUUGCGAGACUAGCCUCCAUUGAAAUUCACACAUCCACCUUCAAUACCGAAUAUGGUGUCUUUCGAUAUGGCAUCAAAAAACAUGAAUGCAUCACAUUCCAGAGUUUGGAUUGCGAUGAACCUUCUUACGAUCAAUAUGAACAGACUAUGGAUACUAUUGGAUGCUCUCCUGACAGUUCGCAGCCAGCAAACGUUCUGGAAGGCAUGAAUAUCCUCCUGAGAGGAGCCCUAGGAACGGGGGAAAAGACGGUCGCUCAUGCGAUCUGCAACAUGCUCAAGCGCCCGAUGCUUGACGUUCGGGCGAAUGACAUUCCAUACCUUGCCGAUCUCGCGAUCGAGUGGAAUGCGUUGGUGGUCAUAGAUCAUGGGGAUGCACUGCUCAAGCCAUUCUCUGCUGCCAUCAAAUUUCUCGAUCUCGAUCUAGCAGCCUGUCGUCAAUGUUGGCUACAAGUUGACAACCUUUCAACUAUCUCUAGCAGCAAGCAUGCACCCGUCCCUACCAUGAGGGAUACGAAGAUGUGGACCUUCCUUUGGGAGAUUGAGAAGAUAUCUUGGUAA
Suillus plorans is the source of this 627-nucleotide messenger RNA. RefSeq lists its product as uncharacterized. The transcript is spliced from 9 exons. The record is from RefSeq and is a predicted model, not a curated record. Bases 1 to 627 code for a protein of 208 amino acids. NCBI's taxonomy places the organism in Eukaryota, Fungi, Basidiomycota, Agaricomycetes, Boletales, Suillaceae.